This is a messenger RNA of Salvelinus namaycush (lake trout), 1000 nucleotides long. Its product is annotated as 1,4-alpha-glucan-branching enzyme-like. The record is from RefSeq and is a predicted model, not a curated record. Gene Ontology annotation, biological process: glycogen biosynthetic process. The coding region runs from base 284 to 1000 and encodes 238 amino acids. NCBI's taxonomy places the organism in Eukaryota, Metazoa, Chordata, Actinopteri, Salmoniformes, Salmonidae. Gene Ontology annotation, cellular component: cytoplasm. Gene Ontology annotation, molecular function: 1,4-alpha-glucan branching enzyme activity. The transcript is spliced from 5 exons.
UGUGUGUGUGUGUGUGUGUGUGUGUGUGUGUGUGUGUGUGUGUGUGUGUGUGCACCUCCGUCUAUCACAUACACACCUGUGCCUAAGCAUCAACCUCCGAUGGGAAUGAACUGUAGUGCAAACCUCCUAGGUCUCACCAGACCAACCAGCAACAUCACAUGUUUCAAUUAUUAAAUGCAUCUUGUUUUCCUGACCUUGUGUGUGUGUGUGUGUGUGUGUGUGUGUGUGUGUGUGCGUCAGCUGGGAGGUCCUGAGGUUCCUGCUGUCUAACCUGCGUUGGUGGAUGGAGGAGUAUCGUUUUGAUGGCUUCAGGUUCGAUGGGGUGACGUCCAUGAUGUACCAUCAUCAUGGUAUUGGCAGUAUGUUUUCAGGAGACUACUCAGAGUACUUUGGUCUUCAGGUGGAUGAAGAUUCCCUGGUCUAUCUGAUGACAGCUAAUCAUGUCCUCCACACCCUGUAUCCUGACUGCAUCACCAUCGCAGAGGACGUAUCAGGGAUGCCAGCUGUGUGCCGGGCCGUGUCAGAGGGAGGGUUGGGCUUCGACUACCGUCUGGCCAUGGCCAUUCCAGAUAAAUGGAUCCAGAUUCUGAAGGAGUUAGCAGACGAGGCCUGGGACAUGGGUAACAUUGUCUACACUCUGACAAACAGACGAUACGGAGAGAACUGCAUCGCCUACGCAGAGAGCCACGACCAGUCUCUGGUAGGUGAUAAGUCCCUAGCAUUCUGGCUGAUGGAUAAAGAGAUGUACACCAACAUGAGUUCCCUGAUCCCCAUGACUCCCGUCAUCGACCGAGGCAUCCAGCUACAUAAGAUGAUCCGCCUCCUCACACACGCUCUGGGGGGAGAGGGCUACCUCAACUUCAUGGGUGAGUUGGGGGGAGAGGGUUACCUGAACUUCAUGGGUGUGUUGGGGGGAAAGGGCUACCUCAACUUCAUGGGUGAGUUGGGGGGAGAGGGCUACCUCAACUUCAUGGGUGAGUUGGGGGGGGGGGGGGGGUAG